Molecule: messenger RNA, 5128 nt
Organism: Oncorhynchus masou masou (cherry salmon)
Lineage: Eukaryota; Metazoa; Chordata; Actinopteri; Salmoniformes; Salmonidae
Product: leukotriene B4 receptor 1-like
Exons: 1
Coding region: 222-1151 (309 amino acids)
Biological process (GO): calcium-mediated signaling; immune response; positive regulation of cytosolic calcium ion concentration
Cellular component (GO): external side of plasma membrane; membrane
Molecular function (GO): C-C chemokine binding; C-C chemokine receptor activity
Source: RefSeq, a predicted model, not a curated record
CACACACACAGAGAGAGAGAGAGAGCUUUGUCAGGAGGAAGCUGACCAGAGGCAGUUAACCCACAUCAGUUUCCUUAUUAUCACUCUAUGACAAGAGGUCAAGAGAAGAAAACAAACUUGUGAGGAUUUGAAGAAGGAGAAACUAAAGAAUUAGAUGUCUAAAGUCUACUGUCUUCCAGAUAGCUCUUAGAUCUCUUAUUCUUUCACGGACCACGGUGAACAUGAACUCCUCCAGCAACUCCAGCUUGGACUCCACCUCCCGGGAUUCGGGCCGCCUGAUUGCGAGCACCGUCCUGGGGCUGUGCUGUGCGCUGGGCCUCCCUGGUAACAUAGCUGUCCUGGUGGUCAUCCUGCGCCGCACGUCCCGACGCCCAAACUUCACCCUGUGCCUCAUGCUGAACCUGGCUUCCUCCGACAUCCUGUGCCUUGCCACGGUGCCCGUGUGGAUCUAUACUCUCCAGCAAGGCUGGACUCUGGGCCGUGUUGCAUGCAAGUUAGCCACCUUCCUGCUCUACCUCAGCCUGUAUGCUAACGUGCUAACGGUUACUCUACUCGGUGUCCAGCGCUACCUCCAGGUCCUCUACCCGCAGAUGUGGAACAGGCUGGGGCACAAGGGGGAGGUAGUGCUGCUCCUGGCCCUGUGGGGGCUCGCCUCUGCCCUGACUGCCCCCGCAGUUGCCACUCGCGAUGUGCGCGAUGGCGAGCUCAAGUGCCAGCGACACACGGGCUCCGCUGCUGAAAGAGUUGCUGUCCUCGUCUUGGAGAUCCUUUUAGGGUUUGUGAUUCCGUUCUCUGUGCUGGUCACGUCCUACUGCCGCCUCCACCGGCGGGUGAACCAGACGGCGCUGUUCAGCAGUGCAAAGAUGACGCGGCUGGUGACCAGUGUGGUGGUCGCCUUCUUCAUCCUCUGGAUCCCUGUGCACAUUGUCAAUGUGGUGGACAUCGCCGGCAUUGUGCUGCAGACUUCCUGGCCAGAGGCAUCGGCAGCGCUGCUGAGACACAGAAGCACGGCAGCGCGUGUCGUCCGGAGCUUUACGUUUUUUAACAGCUGCCUGGACCCCUUCCUGUACGCCUUCGCCUCGCGGAGGAUUCGUGAGCAGCCCAAGUUGUCGUCGAGGAGCGAAAGCAGGAUGCAGGUCACAAAUAUCUGAUGUAUGAAGCUGUGCUUUGCUGGUGUGACUAAAGGCAUAUGACUGGCAUGCCAACCCCUAAUUCUAACCCUCAGCCUAACAUUAACAAGUCAGGGUACUCUCAAAAAUAAAUUGCUUUUUUAAGGGGUUCUUGACUUUGAUUUUAGAGCAGCCAAAUAAGAGUCCCAUUGCCCCUGCAAUUUUGCCCUCAACAAAACCUACAUUUUGGUUUGCUGACUGUAUAGGCUGUACUUUCUAGGUAUCCAUAGGUUAGCCUAGAUUUGUUAUUUCGGAGAUCUAACGCCCUUCAAGCUUGACCUCCAUUGGUCAAAGCCUAAAUUGUAUUGCUUCUGUCAGCUUUCCCAUGAAUAAAUACAUAUAUAUGGUUACCAUGAGUAAGUUUCUCUUAUAGUGCAUGUACUUCUGCUUUGGUUCAGAGGAGCUUCAACUUACCAUAGUGUUUUGGAAUAUUUCGUCAUACUUGUGAAGUUUCCUCAAUGUAUGUCAAAAUCAGGUAUUUGAGCAGUGAGCACAAUGGAAAAACACACUAGAUCCAUGCAACAACAUUUCUGCCUAAAUAGAUCAAUAAAAGCAUGCAAUACCCCACUCUGAUGCCCAAUAUGGGUUUAACCAUUUUAGUUUCAGUCUGACCCGCAACGAGAAGUGAGCCUACUUGCCAAACACUGCCCCCAAAAAUAAUUCUGAACCAAAUGAAGGUAGAACUUGCCAUAUGUCAGAUGUAUCAACACAUUGGUAAACAGACAAACAACUUUAUCUGCACCCAAAGGAACAUGCCUUUAGGUUCAAAAUGAGAAAUAAAGCUUGAGAUUGACAUACUGUAGUUUAAAACAUUUUAUGAAACUAUAAACAGUUUUUGGGGGGUUAUGAUGAGGUGGUAAAAAUCAUGAGCUGACGCACCCCCAGCAUUUAUUGUAGAGGUGCUGACUAACUGUAUAAAAAGAAAGAGAGAAAGUAGAACACUCUACAUAGAUAUGAGUCACACACCCUGCAUAUGCUCCCAACAAUUUAAUGGAUAUAUAUAGUGUAACUUUCUCUUUAUGCAGUUCUGGUGAACUUGCAUAUUUUCAGAUGUAAGUGGUAUAUUUAUAAGUACAAAACUCAAAAUUCCUAACACAUGUAAUGCCCUCUAUCUCAUGUUCAGAACUUUUGAUUGUGAAUUCAUUGGUGUUUCACAGAACUUUCACAGUUGAGUCAUUCAAGCAAAAUCAAAUCUAACUUGCUUUUCUUUUUGAAGUGGUGAAUAGAAAGAAUAGCAGAUGGUAAAUAUCAUUUUCAAAUUAUAGUUGAGGGUAAAUCUCAUUUUCAAAUUAUAGUGUGCAGAGGGUCCCUGGUUCGAGCCCAUGUUGGGGCGAGGAGAGGGACGGAAGCUAUACUGUUACACAUGUUCAGAGAUACAGUGCCUUCGGAAAGUAUUCACACCCGUUGACUUUUUACACUGUUUUUAUCCAGCCUGAAUUUAAAAUAGAUUAAAUUAAGAUUUUGUGUCACUGGCCUACACACAAACUCCUGUGAUAUGUCAAAGUCAAAUAAUGUUAGAAGAAAUUUUUACAAAUUAAUAAAACGUGAAAGCUGAAUUGUCUUGAUUCAAUAAGUAUUCAACCCUUUUGUUAAGGCAAUCCUAAAUAAGUUCAGGAUAAAUCAUGUAGUUAUUGAAGUUAUUAAUUACACAUUGGAUGGUGCAUCAAUACACCGAGUCGUUACAAAGAUACAAGCGUCCUUCCAAACUCAGUUGCCGGAGAGGAAGGAAUUUCACCAUGAGGCCAAUGGUGACUUUAAAACAGUUACAGAGUUUAAUGGCUGUGAUAGGAGAAAUCAGGAGGAUGGAUCAACAAUAGUGUAGUUACUCCACAAUACUAAUCUAAUUGACAGAGUGAAAAGAAGGAAGCCUGUACAGAAUACAAAUAUUUCAUAACAUGCAUCCUGUUUGCCACAAGGCACAAAAAUAAUACCGCAAGAAAUGUGGCAAUUAAUUCUUUGUCCUGAAUACGAAGCAAACCUAAUACAACACAUUACUGAGUACCACUCUCCACAUUUUCAAACAUAGUGGUAACUGCUUCAUGUUAUGGGUAUGCUUGUAAUCGUUAUGAACUACGGAGUUUUUCAGGAUAAAAAAAAGGGAAUGGAGCCAAGCACAGGCAAAAUCCUAUAGGAAAACCUGGUUCAGUCUGCUUUCCACCAGACAUUGGGUAACAAAUUCACCUUUCAGCAGGACUAUAACCUAAAAUGAGGCAAAUCUACACUGGACUUGCUUACCAAGUACGCAGUAAAUGUUCCGGAGUGGCCGAGUUACAGUUUUGACUUAAAAAAUCUAUGGCAAAACCUAAACAUUUUUAUCUAUCAAUGAUCUGCAACCAAUUUGACAGAGCUUGAAUAAUUUUCAAAAGAGUAAUGGGGAAAUGGUGCACAAUCCAAGUGUGGAAAGCUCUUAGAGACUUACCCAGAAAGGCUCACAGCUGUAAUCACUGCCGAAGGUGGUUCUACAAAGUAUUGACUCAGGGGUGUGAGCUGUUUCUAUUUUUCGUUUUCAAUACAUUUGCAAAAGUUUUUCAAAACAUGUUUUCACUUGGUCAUUAUGGAGUAUUGUGUGUAGAUGGGUGAGGAAACAAUGUUUUUAAUGCAUUUUGAAUUCAGGCUGUAACAUGUGGCAAUGUGGCAUUAUUCAAGGGGUAUGAAUACUUUCUGAAGGCACUGUAUGCCAGUCUUAUAGUUGCAUUAUCCUUAUACAGUACAUACUGUACGUAGGACAAAUCAUCACAAACAGGGGUAUUGUAAAGCAGUUGGCUACUGGAAAUCUGUAGCACGUUGUUGUGUACCAUUUAUUAUAUGUUGGUGAUCAAAUGAUUGUAUCUUUUUAAUAAGGUACAAAACAGGUUCCCAUGGACAGAAAAGAAGAAGACCGAAGAAGACAAACAGUUCCCAUUCCACCCCCGAAUCACAGGACUUCCCCAACCCAAAGUUAGUUUGGUGGUUCACAAUAGUGGCGCAGUAGAGUCAUGUUGUACGCCUUUUUUGCCCCAUGCAACAUUGUGCAAAAUUGUUGUGGUAUAUGGCCAAUAUACCACGGCUCAGGGCUGUUCGUAAGCACAACACAACUCGGAGUGCCUGGAUACAGCCCUUAGCCGUGGUAUAUUGGCCCUAUACCACAACCCCCGAGGUUACUAUUAUAAUGUCACACCCUGACCAUAGUUUACUUUGUAUGUUUCUAUGUUUUGGUUGGUCAGGGUGUGAUCUGAGUGGGCAUUCUAUGUUGGAUGUCUUGUUUGUCUAUUUCUAUGUCUGGCCUGAUAUGGUUCUCAAUCAGAGGCAGGUGUUAGUCAUUGUCUCUGAUUGGGAACCAUAUUUAGGUAGCCUGGGUUUCACUGUGUGUUUGUGGGUGAUUGUUCCGGUCUCUGUGUUUUGCACCAGAUAGGGCUGCUUUCGGUUUUCGUACGUUUGUUAUUUUGUUAGUUUAUCGUGUAUAGUUUCUUUAUUAAAAUAAAAUGAAUAACAACCACGCUGCAUUUUGGUCCGCUCCUCCUUACCACAACGAAAGUCGUGACAGAAUGUUGGAGGAAAUUAUAGUUGAAAUGAUUAAUUAUGUAUACAUUUCUUUUAGAACCAUUAAGUUUUAAUACUAUUAUGUUAUGGUAUGAAAUGUGUGGGUUCUUGGUUAAACUAGGACCAAAAAUGUAGGUAAAACAAAUUAGUUGUCUGUACCUUGCGGGAAAGGGAGAAGGAGGGCAGAUAUCCUUUCAGACAGAUAAGAAUGUUUGUUUUAUGUUCCAUUAGUGGAGAAUAAAUGAUAUCGUUUAGACAGAUUGGAAUGUUUGUUUUAUGAGGGGAGUAGAAGAUGGUCUCCAGACCUGAAAACACUGCGCUAUUGUGUGGAUCGGAGAGAGUGUGAGAAACUGAUGAAGUCAUUUUAUGUUCUCUCCUUAAAAUGUAAUGUUCUUUGUAUUUUGGGUCAGUACUCAUCAAGAAUAAAUGCUGAACCUGUU